AUGUAUGUAAGAUAUUUCCUACAGCCCCUGAAGGCACCACAAGAGCCCAACAGAGGAGCUGUGAUUGGUGGAGGGCUGCUGUCGUCAGAGGGCGUUCUGAGGAAACCAGAAGCAGUGAAAGAUGGGGGUCAGGCCUCGUCCAUGGAGGGCGUCCAUGUUGUGGUAGUUGGGGGGGGUCGGGGCAUCGCGGCGGCUCAGCAGCUGAAAUCUGGAGGCAUAAAGUUCACUUUGAUCGACAUGAGAGACGCUUUUCAUCACAACGUGGCGGCGCUCAGAGCGUCUGUACAACCAGGCUUCGCCAAGAGGACCUUCAUCCCGUACGGCGAGACGUUUGGAGACAGUUUUGUUCAGGGACGAGUUGAGCGAGUCGACACCGAGAGACAGACGGUCGUCCUGGAGGGAGGGAGGGAGUUCCAGUACUCCCAUCUCAUCCUGUGUACUGGGACCGACGGAGCGUUCCCCGGGAAGUUCAACACGGUGGCGUCCUACCAGACCGCCGUCCAGAACUACGAGGACCUCGUCAAGCAGGUCCAGGCUGCAGACUCGGUGUUGGUGGUUGGAGGAGGAUCCACUGGUGUGGAGAUGGCUGCUGAGAUCAAGACAGAGUACCCAGACAAGAAGGUGGUUCUGGUCCACUCCAGGACGGCGCUGGCCGACCCGGAGCUGCUGCCCAGCGUCAGACAGCAGGCCAAGGAGGUUCUGCUGGAGAAAGGAGUGGAGCUGCUGCUGGGUGAGAAAGUGUCCAACCUGUCGGAGCUGCAGCUCAACGUGACCCGGAGGAACACGGAGGUGACCACUGACAGAGGAACACAGCUGACCUCAGAUCUGAUCAUCUGCUGCUCCGGACUCAAGGUCAACUCUGCAGCCUACGGCUCCAGCUUCUCCGGCUGUCUGGCCGAUAACGGAGCUCUGAAGGUGAACCCUCACCUGCAGGUUCUAGGUUUCUCCAACAUCUUCGCUGUGGGUGACUGCACCGACGUCAACGAGCCCAAAACGGCGUACAGCGCCGCGCUGCACGCCGCUGUCGCCGUGAGCAACAUCACCAACAGUGUGAGCGGGAAGGAGCUGACCUCUUAUCAACCAGGUAACGUCACCAUGUUGCUGGCGAUGGGCCGUGACGACGGCGUGGGUCAAUUAAACGGGUGGAGGUUGCCUCGUUUCCUCGUUGCCCUGGUGAAGAGUCGAGAUCUGCUGCUGUGGAAGAGCUGGAGGGAGAUGCAACAGCAGCAUCCCUGAGACACACACACACACACUCAUCUUGGUGCUCCUAUACUUGUGAGGACUUAGGUGACUUUACACACUCAACCAGAAAAGAUCAAAUAGUUUCUGAUUCUCUGCUGGAUGUUUGAUUUCUGGCGGACGGGAGCCGAUCGAUCUCAUUGAUCCGAACACGUCGUCUGCCAGACGUCUAACGAGCAGCUUAACGUGUUCAACCUUCAUAUCGGGACGCUGCCUCAUGCAGUGAAGGACGACGGCUGAUCUCAGGUCUGUGCUCGUUGCAUCAUUUAGAUCAGAUUCACAUUUUUUGCAGGAACUUUUUAAGAAUAUUUGGUUUGAAAUACAAAAACUAAUUUGACUUAAAUUGCCACAAAGAAGCUUCUUUUUGUGUUUUUAAAGUUUCACAGAUGAAACAAAAUGUUUCAGAUGCUUUUUAAUUAGUUUUAUACAAACAAGUUUACUGUAUUUUCUCUGAACUGAUGCAAAGCUACUUAAAAAUAAUAAAUGUAGAAUAUGUACGUGGACCAACAGCCUCAUCCAGCAUAUGAAGAGUUCAUUAAACCAUUUGUGCCAAUUCAACAUUUCAGCUUGAAAACAUUUAAAAGGAAACACAUUUAUAAAACUGCUUCUUUAUUAUGUCAAAAACAAUAAAUACAAAUAUUUUAACCCGGAACAUUUUAUAUUCUGAUCUCAUUCAUCAACAGCAGAAAUAUAAUAAAAGUGUGUUCAUACAGAAAGUCAUCAUCAGACAGCUUUCAUUCAGCUCGUUGAUCAGCUUC
Anoplopoma fimbria (sablefish) is the source of this 1997-nucleotide messenger RNA. RefSeq names its product apoptosis inducing factor mitochondria associated 2 (gene aifm2). Gene Ontology annotation, molecular function: flavin adenine dinucleotide binding; electron-transferring-flavoprotein dehydrogenase activity. NCBI's taxonomy places the organism in Eukaryota, Metazoa, Chordata, Actinopteri, Perciformes, Anoplopomatidae. Gene Ontology annotation, biological process: positive regulation of apoptotic process; apoptotic mitochondrial changes. Gene Ontology annotation, cellular component: mitochondrion; cytoplasm. The record is from RefSeq and is a predicted model, not a curated record.